UAUUUUGUUUAUAUUUAAUUCUGAUAAUGAAUUUGCGUUAAGACAAAGGGAAUAACCCUCAACAUGUCGAAUAAAUAUAAAUUGUGCAAUGAUAGAUGCAACUGCUAGUUGGAAAUUUGCAUUCAAGUGAAAAGUUUGGUGUUCCAAAGAUUUGUGAAGUUGAAAAAAAUUAACGGGCGAGUUUUAAAAUAAGAAAGAAUAAUCUAAGGAUAUGGAAAAAGGAAUGUAUAAAUAUGAUGAUGUCGUAUAUGGUGAAAUAUAUCUAUCUGAAGAAGAACAAGAAAUUGUACAAACACCACAGUUUCAACGCUUAAAAAAGUUGAAGCAGCUUGGACAUCUUAAGUUUAACAAUGGUCUGGAACACACGCACAAUCGCUUUAAUCACUGCAUUGGUACCUUUCAUGCCGCUAAGUUGAUGUUGGAUGCCUUGGAGAGAAACACACCCUGGUUAUUGGGAAAUAACAAUAAAAUUCCUUUGGUUUAUCGUAAGGCUGUACUGCUUGCUGCUCUUUUACAUGAUGUUGGCCACGGACCAUUUUCACAUUCAUGGGAACAUGUAGCUCAUAAUUAUGAACACGAAAAAAUUGGGUUUGCUUGUGUUGAUAAAAUAUUUGCGACCAUAAAAAAAACAUUUUUUCCAGAACUGAGGGAAAACGAUAAUUAUGGUGUUUGUCUUAUUAAGGCAUUAAUACAAGGAAAAAUCAAUAAACUUUCAUCAUUCAGUAUAGAAGUGCCGGAAAAAUACCAGUUUAUAUUUGAAAUUGUUAGCAAUGAACACCAAAAAAUUGAUGUCGACAAAUGGGACUAUUUGAAACGUGAUCAUUAUCAUUUAAAAGAUAUUUGCAGUCCCGAUAUGGAUUUCGAUGAUGUCUUCCUUCAAGCUAGCAUAUCACAAUGCGGUAAACAUAUUCAAUAUCGAUACGAAGACUAUGGAAGAAUAUAUAAGCUUUUUGCGGCACGUUGGCAAUUUCAUCGGAAAUGUUAUCUACUUCCCAACAAUGCAAUAUUGGAUGAUAUUCUUCGAAUAGCAGUUAAUGAAACAAAGGCGAAAAUCAAUGGCGUCAACAUUUGCGAAAUUAAUGCGGAAAAUAAUAUGGCAGCAUUUCUAGAACUGACUGAUGAAAAAGUUUUAGAAUUGAUAGAAAAACAUCCAUUGAGUAAAUUGUUAACUGGGCAAACGGAAUUCUGUCGACUUCAAGAUAAUGAAAAACUGAAAGAAUCUGGUCAAACGAAAAUCCAUAUACCCAGCGUGAUGUCAUAUCUAAACUGUGAUAAUUUUCAAUUUUCUGGUGAUCCAAAAGACAAGCCGGCAGUCACUGAUGAAACGGAAACAAUAGAGGAAGCCAUUAGUUUCUAUACUGAUGAAACCAAAAUCUUCUAUAAAAUCGAUAUUCUGGAACCUAAGCAAUAAACCAAAAAAAUACCUGAAUAUAUCGCAUACAUGCACUACUACAAAUAUAUAUAUAUAUAUUUUUUUUUAUUAUUUUAUGUUAUUUGUUUAUUAUUAUUUUAUUAUAUAUUACUUAUAUAUGUGAUUUUUGUAACACACACACACACACAUUUUGUUGAAAAACAAUUUGCAGUUUUUUUAUAUAUUACUUAUUUUCUAGAAAUAUGCAUAAACUUUAAUGUUUCUUAUUUCUUAGAAUACUUUUAUGUGUUACAUAAAUGUUAAUGUUUUUAUGUUUUUUUUUCUGUUACAUAAAUGUAUAACUUACAGUGAAAUUCCGAUCAAGGAA
This is a messenger RNA of Musca domestica (house fly), 1739 nucleotides long. RefSeq names its product deoxynucleoside triphosphate triphosphohydrolase SAMHD1 (gene fal). The transcript has 8 exons. Bases 212 to 1411 code for a protein of 399 amino acids. Gene Ontology annotation, biological process: dGTP catabolic process. Gene Ontology annotation, cellular component: nucleus. The record is from RefSeq and is a predicted model, not a curated record. NCBI's taxonomy places the organism in Eukaryota, Metazoa, Arthropoda, Insecta, Diptera, Muscidae. Gene Ontology annotation, molecular function: dGTPase activity.